UGAACUAACAUUCAGCCAAUCACAAGUCGAGUCAUCUCUUGGGCGCAUCUGCCAUGAGCUUCAAAUCUCCCGUAAAAUACACCCCAGAAAAAAGCAGAGGACGAUUACGUUUUUUUUUUCAAACACACACAGGUCACAUCACCCCAAGGGAUAAGAGUGUGUUCCUCAUAGACUCCACAGAUCAACCACUGGGAAUCAAACUACAGAGUAUCCAAGAGGUUAUUAACCAGGACAAGCACUGUCUGCUUCAGCUGGGCUUGAAUCAUGUGGAGAAUCUCCUGAAGCAGAGCAUCUAUCCCAUCAUCAUCUACAUCAAACCCAAAAACAAGAAGGGACGCAAGUUCAGGAAGCUGUUAUCGGGCCACCGAGAGGAGGACCUGAUGGAAGCCUGUCAGAUGGAGGAGCUACAGCUGGAGACUCUUCCUGUGAUGUUCAGCACGGUGGAGCCAAACGCGUGGAGCAGCACGGAUGAGCUUCUGGCCGUCAUACGCAGCACAAUCCUGAGCCAGCAGAGCACCAUGGUGUGGCUGGAGCAGGAGCGACUCCAGUAGAGACGCAUCCUAAUGCGUUUCACACUUACUGUUGUUUAGGAUUGGUUAUGGGACAGAUGAUUAAUGACCAUACCUGUCAUAUAGUGGUUACAUCUCAUAUACUCCAUAAUUAGAAAUUUGAAUAAAAAGAAAAUUAAAAAACAUAUUUUAACAAACUGAUGCUGGAGAUUGGGGUUUCUACAGUUUUAUGUUCAUGUUUUAUAUCAUCUUUUUAUUAUGCACUUGAUUGAAGUAGUUAAACUUUAGAUAUCACUGAACUGUACUGUAUGUUCUUUUUUGAGUUGUAUCUGUGAAAUGAUCUGUAUUUAUUAUGAUCUUCAACCAGGAGAACUGCAUGACUACAUUCAUACAGUGUUUGGGAUCGACUAAUAUCGGGGGUUACAAUAGAACAUAUUUUUGAUAUUGAUCAAAUCUGUGAUCCAUAUAUUAUCCAUAUGAUGACUGUAAAGCAGCUCAUGUUCAGAUCUUCUCAAUGUCACAACCCGCUCCACUUGUGGGACAUGGGCAUUGGGUGAGAGGAAAAUACCAUCUUUUAGAUAAACACUUAACAUCUGAAAAAGCGUCAAGCAUCUUGAGAUUUUACAAGUCAUCUUAAAACACAUACAAACCAGGGACAUAUCUGCUGUGAAGCCUGACCCGCGAGAGGCAUGUUAGUACGUUUGCUCCUUUGCAUCUCUUGUUUUAAAGUAUAAAACAACCAAAGAACACUUUUUACGGACUCUUCAUAUAUAUUAUUGGUAUUUGAUGAUUUGUAAAUUGCACAUACUUUCAAUAAAACAUUUGCAAUUGGUUGUAAAAGGCGUUUU
Messenger RNA from Onychostoma macrolepis, 1357 nucleotides. RefSeq names its product caspase recruitment domain-containing protein 11-like. Gene Ontology annotation, molecular function: cell adhesion molecule binding. Gene Ontology annotation, biological process: cell-cell adhesion; cell-cell junction organization; protein localization to cell-cell junction. The record is from RefSeq and is a predicted model, not a curated record. The coding region runs from base 54 to 551 and encodes 165 amino acids. The transcript is spliced from 4 exons. Lineage: Eukaryota; Metazoa; Chordata; Actinopteri; Cypriniformes; Cyprinidae. Gene Ontology annotation, cellular component: plasma membrane; bicellular tight junction.